AUCCGUUGACCCAAUCCUUUGGAUGCUUUGCUAACCUUGCCAGCUCAUUAUCAUAGGAGUGAGAUUUCGUUGGAUUGCGGUUACAUGUGUAUUGGUUGGAAACUUCAUUCAGACUUGUAUCUAAGUACUCUGCCUUGCAGGCUAAGCUAACUAACCCAGUCGCUGACUCCACUCCGCCGCCGGACCAGAGCUCGCCCCCUUCUGUCCGCCGUUAUCUUGCUAACCGCCUUACCCGCUAGAAAAGGAGGGGUUCGUCAUAUACACCGAAUGCUUGGGACCAAGCCAGCGGCAGUCUGUAGGUCUGUAGAUGGCAGGGUAGAUAGGUAGAUAUAGCUUGUCACCUGGUCGAAUGGGUUUCUUAUUCUAAGAUCCUUCGCAUCUGCCUUGCCUGCAUAUAUGCAUGUGCCUGCGUCUUGUAUUGCUAAAAUACGGUGCUAAAGCUAGCAACGAAUCAAUACCUUCUGCGACAGUAUGUUACCACUGCUGGCUACACACAGCAUAUGUCUCAUGUGAUUAUCGUUGGAGAAUGCCUAGCUUUACUUGCUGCUAUCAUGCUGACACAAACCCGUCAAAAUUUCGGGAUUUUGACCAGAGAGAGCCUGUGCUUUGAUCCAAUGAUCAUAGUUAAUCAAUAUGGCAGUAUAUGAGGACUCGAGAACCGACCCCGUAUCGGUCACCACCGUCGCCAUUCCUGAUGACUUUUGGGCGGGUUGGAUCAGCGGCAUUUUAGGGGUCAUGUGUGGCAACUCAAUGGAUCGAAGGAAAGUGCAACUUCAGUCACAGCAACCGUCCUUGGCCCCCAAAUCGACCGCAUCAAUACCUCUCCGGUUUUCACAGCCCCCGGCUUCAUCACCCCUACCAUCCCUUAGAACCAGAUACCUCCAAGGAAAAUCCGCACUCGCCGGGACUGCUGCCCCAAGUCUCGGCGUUGGUGUUCUCAAUGCCGGCCUCUACAUGAUAUACAAUCGGACUGAGGAAGCCCUGAACAAUAUUUUUCGUCCUUCCACUUCCCUGGAUUCCCUUUCUGCAAGUUCGAAUGUUGCCUACAGCACAACUGGUUCCAAUUUAUGGACGACGUGGUCCGCAGGCGCAGCAGGCGGUCUCGUGACCUCCAUCAUCAACACGCCGAUUGAAUUGAUCAAAUGCAAGGCGCAAGUUUCUUCUUUACCCACAACCAGCCAACCAUCUACUCCAAGCCCAAAUGCAUCACCAACACCUCAGCUAUCCAGUUGGCGCAUAGCCAAGAUCGUCUUGCGCACCGAAGGGUACCGCGGCCUCUAUCGCGGAGGUGUGGUUACUGCGCUCCGGGAUAGCAUCGGCUAUGGGUUCUACUUCUGGGCCUACGAGUUAGGAGACAGUCUAAUGACCUCUUUCCUUUCAAGGGGAGUGGUAGGACGCUCUUCAUCCUCUCUUCAUACAAGCGACAUAGAACGCGAUCAGAGUAGCGCAAGCCUAGAUAUGCCUCUCGUCCAGGAAGCGUUAAAGGUUAUCUUAUGUGGCGGCAUAGCAGGCAUUGUGACGUGGGCUAGUGUUUAUCCUCUAGAUGUUGUGAAAACCCGCCUCCAGGUCGAAGACAUGAUGUCAUCCCUUCACGGCACGACGUUCAGACGGAAAGGAGCCAUACAGAUUACAAGGGAACUUUAUUCGACCGAAGGAUCUAGGGCAUUCUUUCGUGGUUUGGCAGUGUGUAGUAAAAGAGCGUUCAUCGUAAACGCAGUUCAAUGGCCAGCUUACAAGUGGACGAUGGCUUGGCUAAGCCAGAAGGACGUUGAUAGAGGAAUUUAACGCACAUAAACUAUUCAACUAUCUACCUA
Molecule: messenger RNA, 1814 nt
Organism: Xylaria bambusicola
Lineage: Eukaryota; Fungi; Ascomycota; Sordariomycetes; Xylariales; Xylariaceae
Product: mitochondrial carrier
Exons: 1
Coding region: 634-1785 (383 amino acids)
Biological process (GO): transport
Molecular function (GO): transmembrane transporter activity
Source: RefSeq, a predicted model, not a curated record